AUGCGUAACGGUCUUGAUAUAAAAACGUUAUCCGACGUGAAGGAAAAGGUCAAGCAUGAGAAGAGGACGCAUUGUUUGGUGCUGAACAAAUACAAAGUGAAUGACCUGCUGAAAAAUAAGGAUGCGAAAAUUUGGUUCCUAAACGUCUUUCGGUUCCCUUCUGUGCUGAAGCCCAGGGAGUACCAGGGGUGCCUCAUCGAGGCGGGGCACUAUGACGGGGAAGUCCUCCGCUUUAUUCAUUCAUACGUGGAGAGGCUUGGGGGGGGAGGCGACCAGGUCAGCGCCAAGGCGAACGGAAAGAUGUGCGGUCAACUGCCCGACCAAGUGAGCGAUAAAUUGUCCAACCAGGUGAAAGAACAGAUGACCUGCCAAAUGACCCGCCAGAUGACGAACCAUACGAACGACUCUCAGACAGAUGCUUCUCUAGCAGACUCAUCAGUAGCGGACUACAGGCUAAUUCCACUGAACGCGCGGUUCAACAGAGCCCUGCAGGAGUUGAUGCAACGCGAAGGGAAGGACGUCGUAGAGGGAGUCGACAUGCGCCCGGAAGAGGGGGAUGAGCAGGACGGCGUUGCUGAGGAGGACAAUGCUGCCGAUGGCGCUGCUUCGGAGGGCGAAGGGGAAACCCCGAGGGGCCCUAAGGAUGCGCUCUCACCCCCCCUGGACAAACUCUUCCGAGUUAUAAAAAGAGAAGGCAUCCAAGUGCGAAUCAUUCAGCUGCAGUUUGGUUACGAAAACAUGAAUACGUCGGAAAUAUUGAGGAAGGUCUUCCCCUCGGAGAGUGAAGUCAUCCACAAGUAUGAAAUGGUCGGACACAUAGCUCACAUAAAUUUCUGCGAACGAUUCGAAAAUCAUAAAAAAAUAAUUGCAGAAAUAAUCCUGGAUAAAAAUAAAAGCAUACGAUCCGUUAUCAAUAAAAAGGAUCCUCUAAAUAAUGUCCAUAGGACAUUCAAUAUAGAGUUAUUGGCAGGAGAAAAAAACUACCUGACCAUGCUGAAAGAAAAUGAUAUCAAAGUAAAGCUUAAUUAUGAAUUAAUCUAUUGGAAUUCGAAAUUAAAAAAAGAGAGAGAUCGAAUAUAUGACCUUGUUGAGAAGAACUCCAUAAUAGUGGACCUCUUUGCUGGGGUGGGAAUAUUCAGUCUACACCUCAGUAAAAAAAACUGCCUCUGUUUUUCUAACGAUAUUAAUCUGCAUGCUUAUAAUUUUAUGAAUGUUAAUAUUAAACUGAAUAAACGGAAGAGUAUCCUUACGUACAACUUGGACGCCAGGACGUUUGUCCAGAUGCUGCUUCGGUUGGACAUCUUCUCAUGUAACACAUCCACUUUGACAAUGGAACUAAGUGAGCAGAAUUGGAGAAACAUCUCGCUCGAUUUUGUGAACUCUGCGGAUGAUAACCAUGCUGAUUCCGGAAAGAGGAAGAACCGGGGAAGUGAUCCAGAUUGCCACGUGAAUGACACCCCCCCCGCCGACGCCGCCCAUGACGAGAAAAAGAAACACACACAUGGUGAUGCAAAUGGCCCAUUAGGGGAACGACGCCCCGUGGGGUUAGCAGAUACUCACACAGGGGAGGAAGUCCACCCAGAGAGAACCAAAAAGGAUGAGGAAAAGACCAUAGAAGAGGCACCAACAAACGAAACGCACAAAGUGGACAUUAACCUCAGCCUCUACGGAGAUGUCCAUGUGCUCAUGAAUUUGCCGCAAACAGCCUUCGAAUUUUUGGAUGUCUUUCGGGAACUUCUUCAUCUAUACAGCACCGAUCAGAAGGAUCCCCAGGGAAGAUGCCGGCGAGACCAAAUGAGGAACAUCUUUAUACACUGCUACUUCUUUUCCAAGCCUGAACUCUUUUACGAGCACGCUGAGAGAAACAUACGGAUGCAGCUCAGGGGCCUCCCUCGCGAGAUGAAGAUUACGGAGAUUAGGAAGGUCUCCCCCAGCAAGCUCAUGUACGUGGCGGAGUUCAACCUGAAGGAGGUCUUUUCGCAGGGCGUCCAGUUUGACUGA
Plasmodium inui San Antonio 1 is the source of this 2001-nucleotide messenger RNA. RefSeq names its product tRNA wybutosine-synthesizing protein 2. Gene Ontology annotation, biological process: tRNA N1-guanine methylation. The transcript is spliced from 2 exons. The record is from RefSeq and is a predicted model, not a curated record. Gene Ontology annotation, cellular component: cytoplasm. Bases 1 to 2001 code for a protein of 666 amino acids. Lineage: Eukaryota; Apicomplexa; Aconoidasida; Haemosporida; Plasmodiidae.